This is a messenger RNA of Schistocerca gregaria, 2094 nucleotides long. RefSeq names its product WD repeat-containing protein 70-like. Gene Ontology annotation, cellular component: site of double-strand break; nucleus. The transcript has 2 exons. Gene Ontology annotation, biological process: regulation of DNA double-strand break processing. Gene Ontology annotation, molecular function: protein binding. The coding region runs from base 1 to 2094 and encodes 697 amino acids. NCBI's taxonomy places the organism in Eukaryota, Metazoa, Arthropoda, Insecta, Orthoptera, Acrididae. The record is from RefSeq and is a predicted model, not a curated record.
AUGUCAAGCACCUUCGCGCCACAUACGCACAUAUACUUGCCUACACAUGGAGAACGAGGUACGUUCGAUGUUUCCCCUCCUCCCCCCGCGCGCCGCCGAGGUCGCCGCCUCGCCACGCGCGUCCCCCCGCGGGCGUCGCGCUCGCGCGAGGGGCCCGCCGCUCGCAGAACACCCCUCGUCACUCACACGCGCUCCGUCCACCUCGAGCGAGUCGAAGACGAGCUCGCCUGCUCGGGCUUGGAGCAGUCCGGAGAGCCUCUGAAAAGGACCAGACUUAAAUCGCCGUCGGACGAGUCGCCCGACUCGGAAGACCGCGAAGAUUCAGACGAGUCCUACGGCCCGUCGCCGCCCCCACCCAGCUGCUCGUACCGCGCAAACGCCGAAAUUCGCCAACAAGCGGAGACGCCCGGAGACGACGGCUCCCGCGGAGCCUUCGACCAGUUCCUCAAAAGAAAACACGUCGUCAAACCGAAGGCCAAAAAACCGUUGAACUUGAACAAAUCAGAUCCAGUCUAUGUGUACGGGAAGGAUCAACUGCCACAAGAGGUCCAGGGAAGAGUUCCUACAAACUACGAACAGCAGCUGGACAUCGUCUCAAAGACAAUCCCGCAAGGCGAAAUCGACCACGACACGCUCAACGACAACCCCUUAAACCUCCCCAUCACACACGAAGUACUGAUGUAUGGACACACCAGAGCCGUAUCGGCGCUCAGCUACGAAUUUAACGGACAUCGCCUUGUCUCCGGCGGAUACGACUACGCUCUUCGCUUUUGGGACUUCAACACCAUGUCUCGCAACCUUCAGAGCUUCAGGACGCUGGAACCGUGCGGAAACUACUUGAUUCACUCCGUGGAGUGGAACAAAAGCGGGGACAAAAUCCUUCUGGGAAGCGCGUCGCCACAAGCGAAAAUCCUGGACCGAGAGGGCCACCAAUUGGUCGAGUUCAUCAAGGGCCACCAGUACAACGUCGAUAUGGCAAACACUCUCGGACACACCCUGAAUAUCACCAAGGCCAUCUGGCACGCCACCGAUCGAAACUGCGUCAUAACGGGCGCUCUAGAUUCGACGGUGAGGCUGUGGGACGUCAACGAAUCCAAAAAACACAAACUCCUUAUCAAAAUCAAAAACGACCGCGGCUUCAACCAAGCCCGCGUCUAUGCCCUCGUAAUGGACGCCCGCGGUAAAUACGUGACUGUAGCAAGCGAAGACGGGUCCAUCCAACUGUUCGCGCCCAAAGCACCUUGCAACCGCCCCACUAUCAAAAUACCAAAAGCGCACGAAUUCGGCACGGAAACCUCUGGCCUGAGCUACUACCCCAACGACGAAAACCUCCUUCUGUCCAGAGGAGGCGACGACACGAUGAAAGCGUGGGACCUCCGCUCUCCAAAAACCGCCCUGAAAUGCUUCGACCACCUCCCAAACCGCUACGCGGAAACCAAUAUCGUAUUCAGCCCAGACGCAAAAAUAAUCCUCACCGCCACCUCGACGACCAGAGAAGGCGCUCCCGCCAUGCUGGCAUUCUUUGACGCAAAAACCCUAACCUUGUGCAAACAAACGACCGCCGCCUCUGAAAGCGUACUCUCCCUGUUCUGGCACGCAGAAACGAACCAAAUCCUCGCCGGCUCCGCUGACGGCGUCAUUCGCUGCUUCUUCAGUCCAACUCACUCCAAAAACGGCGUAUUGAAGUGCCUCCUCAAGUCUGUCAAACGACACGAAGAAAUCGGCUCCGGCGUCGACAUCCUGACUCCGCACGCCCUGCCUAUCUUCCAAGACACAAUAACCGAAAAACAACGCAGGAAACAAGCGCUCAAAGACCCAAAACUCAGCCACAAGCCUCUAGAAGUCAAGACCGGCGCCGGCUCUCAAGGGUUCUUGGGCACCUCUCUCAAAGCAGAAUUCAUGAAGAAAAUCUUAAAAGCCACCGCGAACGACCCCCACGAAGACCCACGAGAAGCACUCCUAAAACACCACGACAAAACCGCCCCGCAGAACCUCAACCAGCUCGACUAUGAAGCCCUAGAAAGAAUCAAUCGAGCCGAGCUAGACAGAGCCGAACAAAUAGAAAAGCUCAGAAAACAACGAGAAAGAAAAUAA